AUAACUCCAUCAAGAACCACUGGAACUCGACCCUUAAGAGGAAGGUGGAGAACCAGCGACACCUGCAGGUCCUGCACCUCCACAACUCUUCCUCCUCCACACUUGCAGUGACGAACUGCACCCUCCCAAGCUCCACCAUCGACCCCACCAAGGCGGACAGUGUGUCCACGAUGACGGUCAAGUCCAGCUGCACCUGCAGUGAACAGAGCACUUGCAGCUGCUACGUCCACCUGUGCUCCGCCUGUGCCCCUCCCUCUUCAGGCUACGACUGUCUGAGCUUGUGUGAGCUGACGACACCCGCGGAGCUGAUGGAUGCAAACAUGGAGGCUUGGAGCCACAGCCCAAAGGAUGUAACAUCAUCACUCCACAUCCAUCUGCACAAAGAGGAUGCCGAUCCGUCAAUCGUCAAUCUGAGCUAUGAGGCAGGUUUUAAGGAGCAGCUGAUGAACAGUGAGGACGCUCCGUCCUCCUGCAGCCUGGUGGGGGCACUGAACUUCUCACCCUCUGAAUUCCUUGGUUUUUUAACUGUUGAGGAUCCGAAGUUGCAAUGUCCAACCUACACCUCCACUCCUGUCUGUUCCCUCAAACACUCAACCAGCAGUUACUAUGAAAACUCUUGUCUCCACGGUAACACAGUGACACCGUCAGACAUCACAGAGACAAUCAGAGAUCUGUGGACGUCAGCUCCUCAGACACCAACACCACUGAAGAUCAGCAACAGUCAGGACGAGGUCGUUUCAGUUUGUCUGAGCAGGACCAUGAAGGCAGAGGGGGACGUGAGGAGUGUUAACCCCAACAGUCAGCUGUCAGCCAGCAGCUCGGAGGAGGCGUCUGUCCUCCAGGUUCAGGGGGAGAGUCUGCUGAGCUCCAUCCUGCAGGUCCAAUCCGGGUCACAGGGGCAGGGACAGUCCAGCUCGGUGUCAUUUGACGGACAGUUAGAAGUGUUGUGGUGCGAGCAGCCUGUUGAUGAGCUGCAGGCUCCAGAGGAUCCUGCCCCCGCGCUGACUCCCCUCCAGCUCAGUGACCUUCAGGUGGUGAUCUUUGGGAGAACAGACGAUCAGGUGAGUCUUACGGAGCAGGCCCGGCUGUAUGUGGAGCUCUGAUCUUCAUCGUUUUACUUCAU
Molecule: messenger RNA, 1123 nt
Organism: Paralichthys olivaceus (Japanese flounder)
Lineage: Eukaryota; Metazoa; Chordata; Actinopteri; Pleuronectiformes; Paralichthyidae
Source: RefSeq, a predicted model, not a curated record